Messenger RNA from Acanthoscelides obtectus, 1805 nucleotides. NCBI's taxonomy places the organism in Eukaryota, Metazoa, Arthropoda, Insecta, Coleoptera, Chrysomelidae. The record is from the annotation of a GenBank genome assembly.
CCUCGAUCAAUAACGCGGCCUCUGUAGGGCAUGGGGGCGGUUGAAACCGUCAUUUGUUCCGUAGCUACCUUCGUUUUUCACUUUAUGAUGGAAAAUGAGGCCGAUUUUUCGUAUUUCGCGUCGGUUUAACUUUGGUGGUUCGGUGGUUUUCAAGUGGAGUAUAUGAGUUGAUUUUUAUAUAGUUCUCCACGAUGCCAUUGACAGACAUCAUUCGGAGAGCAUCCUGGUAUAUUCUUCGUCCUGAAGAGGAUCAGAAGGAUAUACAGUAUGAGGAUAACGAGGUGCUUUUCUGCAAGAAUAAUAUAUGCGUCCAUCCACCAGCCACAGCAAGGCAGGACACUGAUAUCCUGCAUAAUAGAGGCUACCUCACUAUCACAACCAAGGUGUUUGUAGACCAGUACAAUGACACCAAAAGGCCGACUUUAUUUCUCUCAUGGAUUCCAAAUGCAUCUUUGACAAAACACACGACUUCAUUGAGCAACUCUUUGCAGUUACAGCACAGUAUCAAGAGGUGUAGUUUGGAAAGCCUGAAUUCGAAUGAGUCCAUGGAAUUUGAAAGACCUGUGGAGCUGAAGAACACAAAUCCCUUCCUGAACUACGAUGACCGAGAUCGCUGCGACAUGUCCGAGUCUCUGAGCUCAGACGAGAGCGAGAAACAGGGAAUAAGCAUCAACGUUGAUAUAUCCAAUCCUGAGAUCGAGAUCGUACAGACCCCAGACAGUGUCAAGGAUGUCAGAGAGAUGUUCGAAUUUUCAAGGUCUGAAUCAGUGACUUCAACAGAUAGCCAAUUGAACUGGAUGACGACUCCGGAGUUUUUAAUGCAGAAACACAACUUGAAUUUUCCAGACAGUGCCAGCAGUUCACCUAUUUUGCCCAGCAAGCAUCCACACAAAUGCAGGAGGUUUAGCGUAGAUUUAAGCCAAAUGAGGUCCCUCAGGCUGUUUUUUAGUGACAAUAGUUGUACCUGCGGCCAACUGGUAGUCGCCUCUAGGGAAUCACAGUACAAAAUCCUACAUUUUCACCACGGUGGACUAGAUCACUUAGCUCAAGUGCUGCACCAGUGGCACUCUUUACUCCACAGUAUCAAGGAUGCAAAAGGAUAUGAAGAAAACUUGCCGUACCGUCACUUCAUGGUGUGCCGACCCGAAGUUUCAGUGUUAGAACUUCAUCCCGAAGAGGGGCAAGUGCCUAAGUUGACCGAGGAGGUAUUCAGGAGUUUGUUUAAUGAACAAGGGCAAUUGGAAGACGAUUUAAUUAUCCGUAAAUACGUAUUCUUCUCUGGAAUGGAUAGGAACAUCAGGAGAGAAGUAUGGCCUUUCUUAUUGCAUGUAUAUCCGUACCAAAGUACCUUCGAGGAGAGAGUGCAGAUUGCAGAAAUUAGAAGACAGGAAUAUGAAGAAAUAAGUAGGCGGCGACUGGACUUGAACGAAAACCAAGUUAAUCAUUUUAAGCGAAAAAUUCAAAGCGUAGUGGAAAAGGAUGUAGUACGGACUGACAGGGGCAAUCCAUUUUUUGCUGGUGAUAACAAUCCUAACCUUACAAUAAUGAAGAAUAUUUUGUUGAACUAUGCUGUUUAUAACUCUGGAUUGGGAUACACUCAAGGUAUGAGCGACUUAUUAGCACCCGUUUUAUUCGAGCUGAAAGAUGAAGUGGCAGCAUUUUGGUGCUUCGUAGGCUUGAUGCAAAGAGCUGUUUCGUCGCGACACCAACUGAUAGAGAUAUGGACAGGUGCUUGAGAUAUUUAAGAGAACUCAUCAGGGUGAUGCUACCGAGAUUCUAUGAUCAUUUAGAAAACAUAAAGACGC